Molecule: messenger RNA, 3093 nt
Organism: Caenorhabditis angaria
Lineage: Eukaryota; Metazoa; Nematoda; Chromadorea; Rhabditida; Rhabditidae
Source: the annotation of a GenBank genome assembly
AUGUUGGGAGGCAAAAAAGGAGGCAGAUCGUAAGUGUACUGUAGGCGGGGGUACUGUAGUCCUUUGAGAGCUUCAAACGACUAUAGAUAGGUUACUGUAGAAACUCCUGUAUUAUCAAAAAUCUCAUCGGUACCACGCGCUCCACCGAAAUAAACACGCAACGCAGACCGCGCCGCGCCACAACACACACAAAAAGGGAGGGAAUUUGAAUCGUUCCCUUUUUUUGUGUGUGCUGUGGCGCGACGCGGUCUGCGUUGCGUGUUUCGGUGGAGCGCGUAUUUACCGAUGAAUUUUCGAUAAUACAAGAUGAGCUACAGUAAUCCUAGGAUUACGGUAUGAAAAAUGGCGCCAAAUCACACUUAUUUGUUGCAGAAAUUCGAAGAAAACGGUAAAAAAACAGUAUGCGUUGAAAAAGAAGGACACACUCGAAGACGACGACGAUCUAUUCGGCGGCGCAAAUUCGCCAACAACACACGGCGGAGCAUCGUCGCAUGAAAGCGGAGCCGGAAGCGGAAAACCGGUGCGCAAACGCAAUUCGCACAAAUUGCUCAGCCACGAUUCGAGAGGAGCAGGUUCGAAGACCAAAAAGGAGGCGUCGCAGAUGGGAAAUGUUGGGAAGGCGUCGAGAAAUUCGGGAAGCCGAAAAUCGAAGAAGGGUGUGCGUGUUGAUCCGAAUAUGUGUGCUUCGGUGAAGAGAUUCGAGGAGGCGGUUAGAGGAAUGAGUUAGUGACGGGGGGUACUGUAGGGUCCUUUAAAGGUUCAUACUCUUGUCAUAUUAUUCAUAUGAUAGAAUGGUCUAAGACGAACAGAAUCAUAUGAAUUUUGAUGACUUUACGUUAUCCAUAAGUGAUUUAGCGGCUUAUCGACUAAAUAUCGACCUAAACGUCGCUAAAUCACUUAUGGAUAAGGUAAAGUCAUCAAAACUUAUAUCAUUCUGUUCGUCUUAGACCAUUCUAUCAAACCGAAAUAAACACGCAACGCAGACCGCGUCGCGCCACAACACACACAAAAAGGGAACGAUUCAAAUUCCCUCCUUUUUUGUGUGUGUUGUGGCGCGACGUCUGCGUUGCGUGUUAUUUCGGUGGAGCACAUGUUACCGAUGAGAUUUUCGAUAAUAUGCACCUUUAAUCAUUCCUACAGUAAUCUAAAGGGACAUACACUCGCUUCGCUCGAACCGCUUUCGCGGAAUUUUGAUCUACACUCGCGCCAAAGGCGCUCGAGGUACUGUACUGUAAUAACAUUAAAACCCAAUAUAUCAACUCAAUCGCGGUCGGGAAACAAAGCUUGUUUCCGGACCGCGACGCACAACCGCACGCAACUGACGUCAUCAAUUUUUCAGUGUCGUAUGGUGGAAUUGGUGCGUAUUACGAAACCCGCCUCAAAGCCUACACGUCACCCUCCUCAACCACCACCGCCGCCGAUUCGAAUCCCACCAAAAACCGCACCGCAGUCACGUGCUACGAUCAUUCACGUGUCAAACUGGCGCCAACCGAAACUCGCAAAUCCGACUACAUCAACGCGAGUCACAUCACGUUUGCCAACGUCAAUCGCAAGUACAUCUUAGCGCAAUACCCAUUGCCGGACGCUUUGGAGGAUUUUUGGGCAAUGAUAUUUGACAAUGAGGUGGAGACGGUGCUCGCCGUGUUCAAUCCGUUUGGUGAUCCCGAAAUCAAGGAGUUUCAGGACAAGCCGACGGGUUCGUAUAAGCGAAGUAGCAAGAGUGAGAAGCGAUCGGUGAUGCAACAAAGUUCGGUGAAUCAGAUUAGCGAAUGUCGUCCGUUGUCGAUUCGCGAGACGAAAUUCAAUAUGACGCAAAGUCACCGGGAAAUUGCGAUGACUUCAAAACGCUGUGCAUUGGCCGAUUCCACCGCCUAUUUCCCGCUGAAAGAAGGUCAAUUUGUGACAAUUGGUCGCUUCUUUGUUCACACCAGGAAAGUAGAGGUUCCCGAAAAGGCUUUCCGCCCAUUUAUUUAUACAAUCGAGGUUUUGCCGGAGGGUUGUUCGGAGUGUAAAUUUGUGCGAAUUAUCAAUUAUCCGCAAUGGAAGGCGAAGAGAAAACCGAAUGUCAAGGUUUUGUUGUAUAUGUUGCGAGCGAUUGGUGCGGAUCCACUACAGAAGGGACCGAUUUUGUUGCAUUGUGAUAAUGGGUUGAAUCGAAGUGCCGUGUUGCUUUUGACGGAUGUGAUUAGUUCGAUUUGUUUGGAGGGAAAACCGUUGGAUAUUGAUGAGAUAUUUCGACAAAUUCGACAACAACGUGGCGGCGCGUUUCAGCUUACGUGUCAUUUUACGUUUGCGAUUUAUGCGAUUGCGAGUUUGGUUUAUGUAUGAGUUUGGGCGGGUCAGAAUUUGGGCAUAGCUUCCGCAUCUCUGCUGAAAUCCCGACAAAAAUCACAAGUUUUCGGAUUUUUAGACAAAACUAGAAUCUAGUUUUGUCUAAAAAUGGGAAAUUUGUGAUUUUUGACAGGUAUUUCAGAAAUUAGACAUAAUUUUGAGAUUUCCAGUCAAAAUUUGGGCAUAGCUUACGCAUCUCUGCUGAAAUCCCGACAAAAAUCACAAGUUUUCAGAUUUUCUGACAAAACUAGAGUCUAGUUUUGUCUAAAAAUGGGAAAUUUGUGAUUUUUGGCAGGUAUUUCAGAAAUUAGUCAUAAUUUUGAGAUUUUCAGUCAAAAUUUGGGCAUAGCUUCCACAUCUCUGCUGAAAUCCCCCAAAAAUCACAAGUUUUCAGAUUUUUAGACAAAACUAGAAUCUAGUUUUGUCUGAAAAUGGGAAAUUUGUGAUUUUUGGCAGGUAUUUCAGAAAUUAGACAUAAUUUUGAGAUUUCCAGUCAAAAUUUGGGCAUAGCUUACGCAUCUCUGCUGAAAUCCCGCCAAAAAUCACAAGUUUUCAGAUUUUCUGACAAAAAUAGAAUCUAGUUUUGUCUAAAAAUGGGAAAUUUGUGAUUUUUGGCAGGUAUUUCAGAAUUUCCAUAGAAAAACUGAAAUUUUUCAGCUUCGCUGCAAAUCUCGCGGAGCAGCCAACAGCGAAACAUUACAAAUGCUCAAGAAUUUGAUCAGAGACUUGGGGAAACAGUGUCCGAGCAAAGAAGUUGCCUAA